This is a messenger RNA of Rhagoletis zephyria (snowberry fruit fly), 3468 nucleotides long. The record is from RefSeq and is a predicted model, not a curated record. Lineage: Eukaryota; Metazoa; Arthropoda; Insecta; Diptera; Tephritidae.
GCUACGCUGGAACACACUGCGAAUCAAACAUCGACGAGUGCCUCUCCAGUCCCUGUCAGAACAAUGCCGUCUGCACUGACCUGAUCAACGGGUAUCGCUGUCUGUGUCCCUACGGUUUCGAGGGAACGAACUGCGAGAAAUCGGUCGACCAGUGCUACCACAACCAGUGCCGAAACGGCGGCACCUGCCACAACGUCCAGUCCACCUACAACUGCUUCUGCCCGGACGGUUUCACAGGUCGCAACUGUGAAAUUAACAUCAACGACUGCGAGUCGAAUCCCUGCUUCAAUGGCAAGUGCAUCGACAGCGUCAACUCCUUCAAGUGCAUCUGCAACACCGGCUAUACAGGACUGAUGUGCCAAAGUCAGAUCAACGAGUGCCUCUCCAACCCCUGUCUUUUUGGCGGAACGUGCAUCGACCAGUCAUCGGGCUACGAGUGCCGCUGUCCGAAUGGCACCUCCGGGACGAACUGCGAGUUCAACGACAACGAGUGCUGGUCAAAUCCCUGCUUCAACGGCGGCACCUGCCACGACCUGAUCGGCAAGUACCGCUGCCAGUGUCCGGUCGGCUUCCGCGGCGAGCAGUGUGAGGUGGACAUUGACGAGUGCCAGAGCAGUCCCUGCGCCAAUGGCGCCACCUGCUACAACCUCCCAAACGCCUUCAAGUGCGUCUGCCCAAAGGGCUUCUUCGGCUCCCGCUGCCUGUCGGACAUUGACGAGUGUGCCGACAGUCCCUGUCUGAAUGGCGGCACCUGCGAGGACGACCUGAAUAAGUUUCUCUGCCACUGUCCGCGCGGUUUCACCGGGCGGCGCUGUGAGAUGAACAUCGACGACUGUGCCUCGAAUCCUUGCCAAAACAGCGGACGCUGCUACGAUCAGAUCGGCAACUUUACCUGCCAGUGCCAGUUUGGCUUCACCGGUCUAAUGUGUGAGAUCAACAUUGACGACUGCGCCUCAAAGCCGUGUCAAAAUGGCGGCCGGUGUAAGGACAUGAUUGGCACCUUCCGUUGUGACUGUCCCAAUGGUUUCACCGGCAACUACUGCGAGGUAGACAUUGACGAGUGCGCCACGAACCCCUGCGCCAACGGCGGCCUCUGCCAGGACCGCCCGAACGGCUACCAGUGCAACUGCAUGAUCGGCUACUACGGCCCCAACUGCCAGUCGACCAGCCCCGAAUGUCGGCCCGAGUACUGCUCCAGCAGCGGCCAGUGCCUGAUGAAGGGCAACCAGGUGAGCUGCGUCUGCAACCCCGGCUACACCGGCUACCGCUGCGAGACGAAGAUGGACAUCUGCGACAGCAAUCCCUGCCGCAAUGGGGGCGUCUGCAUCGGCACCGGCUUCGGCUCAUUCAAGUGCCGCUGCCCCUUCACCCACUCCGGCUCACACUGUGAGCAUCUGCACGACACACUGGCCAUACUGUCGCAGGGCCCCUGGCGGGACUGCCCUAAUGCGAUGCACUGCCAUGAGCGUUUUGGCAACAAGAUCUGCGACCCCGAGUGCAACAGUCCGCAGUGCUUCUACGACGGCUUCGACUGUCGGUCGGCGGGCAGAGGUGGUAGCGGUGGAAAUGGUGGUGGUGGUAAUGGUGGUGGCAGUGGCCAGUUUACCGGCACCUGCCUCCCUGAAUAUGACACCUACUGUGCGCUGAACUACGGCAACGGCCACUGCGACCAGGGCUGCAACAACACCGUCUGCGGCUGGGACGGCAUGGACUGCAUCCUCGAGGUGGCCAAGGAGAAGGAGGUGAUGAUUGUCCUGGUGGUGGAGAAUCUGAGCAUCGACAAGCUCAACAGCAGCGCCAGCAACAGCCAUCCGAAGAAGGCCACCGAGCUGCUGCGCCAGCUCAGUAUCAGCACCGGCAAUGUCUUCAGCCUCGACGAGAUGAAGUCGACGGAGACGGGCACCGUCCUGGUGACGAAGAUGGACACCAGCAAGUGCCCGGAAGGAGAGGGUGCGUGCAUUGAAAAUGCAGAGGACUUUAAGCGGUGGAUGCGCUUCAACCAGUACACUGCCUCACGGAUGGAGCAGUACCUGCUGGAGAACGCCAUGAGUCUGAAGGUGGACACCGACAAGGCGAGGGUCGAUCCGACGUCUCCGGUUCCCGGGGCGCAGAACUUCACCUACAUCAUACUGGGCCUUUUCACCCUCCUCUUCAUUGGCAUCCUCCUCGGCGUCCUCUACAGCAACAGUCCUGUGAAGGGGAAGAAGAUGAGAGCGGCCACCUGGUUCCCCGAGGGUUUUGCCUCCAUCUACGGCUCAGGACGAUCGCGCACUCAUGACGCCAACGGCAAUGGCAAUGGCAACGGCAGUGGCAACCACGGCCACAACCACAACAGCCGCCACAGCAGCUCGGUGGCCAAUGCUGCAGGAGGCAACUUCCGGCGGAACAAUCGCCUCAAUGGUCUGGAGCUGGGCGGUGGCCUGAAGCACUCCACCUCGAUUCGCUACCAGGCGGACGGCCAGGAGAUGCGUCAAUUCAAGUCGCAGGAGAAUCUCUUCAACGACGAGAAGAACGGCCACGGCGGCGGCCACUGCCUGGCGCGAGAGGGCAUCUACGAAGAGCCAUAUGAGAACCGCCACUGGACCAAUGAGCACUACAAUGCCAUUCAGCAUGACGUCCUGACGCCGCCACUGCCCACCACCGCCUCGCUGGUGGACGUGCCCGGCCCACACGGCCAGACGCCGAUGAUGGCCGUCAUCAUGAACAUGCCCCUCAGCACCUACGACAACCCCGAUGCGACCACAGAGAACAAGGCGAUCACCGAUCUGCUGAGCAGUGGAGCCAAUCCGAGCCUCGUCUGCGACAAAACCAGCGAGAGCUCCCUGCACCUGGCCGCCCGGUACGUGCGCGUCGACGCCGCCAAGUCCCUCCUCGACUCCUUUCCCGACCUCUGCCACGCCCGGGACGCCAACGGACGGACACCGCUCCAUACCGCCAUUGCCUCAGACGCGAGGGGCGUCUUUGAGAUUCUCCUGCGCAGUCGCAAGACGGACUUCAAUGCGCAGACGCACGACGGCACGACGCCUCUCAUCCUGGCCGCCCGCAUGAACAGCGAGGGCAUGGUGGAGGAGCUGGUGAAGGCGGGCGCAGAGCUGAACAUGGUCGACGAAAGUGGCCGGACGGCCCUCCACUGGGCCGUCUCCGUGGACAAUGUCCGCGCUGCGGAGGUGCUGCUGGCCAAUGGCGCCGACCGAGAUGCGAAGAAUGGGAAGGAGGAGACGCCCCUUUUCCUCGCCGCCCGCGAGGGCGCCUACAAGUGCGCCAAGCUGCUGCUCGACUUUCACGCCAACCGCGACAUCACCGACCACAUGGACCGCCUGCCGCGUGACAUAUCGAUUGAGCUGCACCACACCGACAUCACCGACCUGCUGGACCGGCACGAGCCGCCGGCGAUGAUGGCGCAGGUGAUCAGCCCUGGCUCCUGCGGUUCCUCCUCGAUGAUGUCGCCCAACUCGGUGCACAAUGGAG